AUGCGCGGUACACGACAAGUCUAUCUGUUGCCGCUGACAGAUGACGGUGCGCCGGAUAUUCCUGGCGGGUACAUCUACCUGCCACCUCCGACGACCCCCGCUUAUGUGCUACGCUUCGUGAUUGAAGGCACAAGCUCUAUUUGUAGAGAGGGAAGCUUAUGGACAAACAUACCCGAAGAAGGCGCAGAAUUCGAUCGAUCGAGGUUUCGCCAAUUCAUUCUUCAGCCAGACUUCAACAAAGAUAUCUAUAUCGAUGUGCCGAUAACCCAAGCGGGAGCCUUUGCUUUCUAUACUACCUACUCGCCUCUCCCCGAAUUCACGGCGUCCUCUCUUCCCUCGCAGAAUCAGGAGAAGAGUGAAGUUCACUAUGUCGACGUGGCCCCGGCAUUGUCUCUGCGGGGUGCAGACUUGCCAUUGGAUGCCCUUUCUAUAUUUUCGGUAAUAUCCAAAUUCAUGGGCAAAUAUCCAACAGACUGGGACAAUCACCUACGCGGCAUAUCGCAACGAAAUUACAAUAUGAUUCAUUUCACACCGCUGAUGCAACGCGGUUCGUCUAAUUCCCCUUAUAGUAUCUACGACCAAAUGAAAUUCGGUACAGACUCGUUCCCCAACGGAGAAAAGGAUAUCGCGGAGUUGGUGGAGAAAAUGAACAAGGAAUACGGCCUAUUGGCGUUGACGGACGUUGUCUGGAACCACACUGCAAAUAACAGCAAGUGGCUUGAAGAACAUCCUGAGGCGGGGUACAAUGUUGAAACGGCACCGUGGUUAGAGGCUGCUUUGGAACUUGAUACUGCCUUGCUCAAAUACGGCAAUGAUCUGGAGGAACUUGGUUUGCCCACCGAGUUUCACACAGUGGAAGAUUUGUUGAAGGUAAUCGCUGGAAUGCGCGAGCAUGUUAUCGACGCGAUCAAGUUGUGGGAGUUUUACGUUGUGGACGUGAAAGAGAAUGCCACUCGAAUCAUCAGAGAGUGGACAACUAGCUCCGCGACGGCAGAACCUAUUGACGGUGCUCAGUCGUGGAGUUUGAAGCAAAAAGCAGAUUUUAUCCGUCAAAACGCUCUUCCAAACUCGUCUCGUAUUCUUGGGAGAUUUUCUCGGCAAGUAGAUGAGAAAGAAGCUUCACGCUUGCUUUCUGCAUUAUACGGAUCGAACGACACAGCAGACAGCUCUACAGUGGAGUCGGAAAUAAGUCGGAUUCUCGACGAGGUCAACCAACCAUUCUAUGAGGAGUACGACGCAGAUGUUAAAGUUAUCUUGGACCAAUUGCUCAAUCGCAUCAAGUACGUUAGAAUCGAUGAUCACGGGCCAAAGUUGGGACCAGUGACCAAGUCCAGUGCUCUUAUCGAGACCUACUUCACAAGACUACCUGUCAAUGAAACAACCAGGCGCCAUAACCCUAAGUCAUUGGCGUUGGUCAACAAUGGCUGGAUUUGGAAUGCCGAUGCUAUGAAAGACAAUGCUGGGCCAGACUCGCGGGCCUAUCUCCGUCGAGAAGUCAUCGUGUGGGGUGACUGUGUCAAGCUGAGAUAUGGAUCUUCGCCUGAGGAUAAUCCAUUCCUCUGGGAGUACAUGGCUAAAUACACCCGACUUAUGGCAAAAUAUUUCUCUGGUUUCCGGGUAGACAACUGUCAUUCUACUCCUUUACCUGUGGCCGAGUACCUCCUUGAUGAAGCACGCAAAGUCCGGCCAAACCUGGCUGUCUUCGCCGAACUUUUCACUGGAUCUGAGGAGACUGACUACGUUUUUGUGAAACGUCUGGGCAUAAGUGCGCUGAUUCGAGAAGCUAUGCAAGCAUGGAGCACUGCUGAAUUGAGUCGUCUAGUUCAUAGACAUGGUGGUAGACCAAUUGGAAGCUUCGAAUUGGAUCUUCCUACAGGAUCUUCUCCUGAACCGAACGAGCAAGAAACAAUUGCGCAUAUUCGUCAAAGUCCUGUUCAUGCGCUCUUCAUGGACUGUACGCACGAUAAUGAAGUCCCAGCUCAGAAGAGAGAUGCAAGAGAUACAUUGCCGAACGCUGCAUUGGUUGCAAUGUGUGCGUCUGCUACUGGCAGUGUUAUGGGAUACGACGAGAUAUACCCUAAACUCAUUGAUCUCGUCUCUGAAACUCGUUUGUACACUUCCAAAUUUUCGGAAUGCGAGACUCUUGAAGUAGGCCCCGGUGAGGGUGGAAUUGGGGGAAUCAAGAAACUUCUAAACGAGCUUCAUACCAAGAUGGGCAAAGAAGGUUAUGAUGAAACAUAUAUCCAUCAUGACGGAGAGUACAUCACAGUCCACAGAGUGCAUCCAAAGACACGGAAGGGUAUCUUGUUGAUUGCGCAUACGGCAUUCCCUGGGCAUGGAAACGGAAAUGGAACUCUAGCCCCAACCCACCUCACUGGUACUCAUGCAAAGCUACUCGGAAGCUGGAAAUUGGAAGUCGAAGUUAGCGAUGAAUCUCAAAAAAAGGUUCUGGAAGAUACAGCUUUUCUACGGGGUCUGCCGAGUAAAGUGAUUGGCAUUGAAGGUGCCACAGUCUGCAUCAAUGGAGAUGACUCUGAUCUUACAGUUACUGAGCAUCUGAUUCCUGGUUCUAUUGCCCUGUUCGAGACCUGGAUCCCUAGCGCCGAACAUGCGGAUGGAUUCGAUAACUACAUCACCAGCGGCGCUAACGAGGCUUUCUCAAAACUUGAUCUCAUUGAUCUCAACUUCUUCCUGUACAAAUGCGAAGCCGAAGAACGAGACUUUAGCAAUGGGCAAGAUGGUGUGUACAGUAUCCCGAACCAUGGUCCGCUAGUCUAUGCUGGUCUUCAGGGUUGGUGGAGUCUGCUCGAGAACAUUGUCAGAUAUAACGAGUUAGCACACCCCCUGUGCGACCAUCUACGUCAGGGACAAUGGGCAAUAGACUAUAUUGUAGGUCGUUUAGAGCGAGCAAGCAAACAAGAAAUGUAUACUCGUCUAGACGCGCCAGCAGCUUGGCUACGCACACGGUUUGAUGUGGUCCGAACAUUACCCAGUUUUUUACUUCCACGAUAUUUUGCCAUCAUUGUACAGAGUGCGUUCACAGCUGCAUGGCGACGAGGUAUCCAGCUAUUCAGCAAUAACAUUCAACAUGGCCAGCAAUUCAUCCACCAACUAGCCAUGGUUAGUGUCCAACAAGUUGGCUAUGUCAAAUCAGCAUCCUUGUGGCCAACCAAGAGCGUACCGAGUCUUGCCGCUGGUCUCCCCCAUUUUGCUGUAGAUUGGGCACGAUGCUGGGGUCGCGAUGUCUUUAUCUCGCUUCGCGGUUUGCUUCUAUGUACAGGUCGUUUUGACGAGGCGAAGGGGCAUAUCAUUAGUUUCGCGAGCGUUCUCAAACAUGGCAUGAUUCCUAAUCUGUUGAGUAGCGGUAAGCUACCACGAUACAAUUCUCGAGACUCGGUCUGGUUUUUCCUGCAGGCUAUUCAGGAUUACACAAAGAUGGCGCCCGACGGAAUCAGGAUUUUGGAUGCGAAAGUCCCUCGACGCUUUUUGCCGUAUGAUGAUACUUGGUUCCCAUAUGACGAUCCACGAGCAUAUUCUCAGUCAUCCACAAUUCGGGAAAUUAUCCAAGAAGUAUUUCAACGCCAUGCUUCCGGACUCAGCUUUAGAGAAUACAACGCUGGGCCCGCGCUUGAUGUUCAAAUGAAACCGGAAGGAUUCCAGAUUGACGUCAACGUGGACUGGGACAAUGGCAUCAUAUUUGGAGGCAACCAGUUCAACUGCGGUACAUGGAUGGAUAAAAUGGGCGAAAGCGAAAAGGCAGGAAGUAAGGGAUAUCCUGGAACACCACGAGACGGGGCCGCCAUCGAAAUCACCGGCUUGUGCUAUAGUGCACUGAAAUGGGUCCAAGAACUUCGCGCAUACGGGCAGUACGAACACGAGGGAGUCACUGAUGACAAUAAAUCUACUAUCACGUUCGCCGAAUGGGCAUCAAAGAUCAAAUCCAACUUUGAGCGAUGCUACUACAUUCCCCUCGACAGCACGGACGACAACAAAUACGACAUUGACCCUUCGCUCGUCAACAGACGAGGCAUCUACAAAGAUCUCUACAAGUCUGGUAAACCGUAUGAAGACUACCAACUCCGCGCCAAUUUUCCAAUCGCCAUGGCCGUUGCCCCUGAACUUUUCAACCCUGAACACGCAUUACAAUGCCUCUCCCUCGCCGAUUCCGUCCUUCUAGGACCCACGGGCGUCGCUACCCUUGACCCAUCCGAUCUCAACUACAGACCCAAUUACGAUAACUCUGAAGAUUCAAGUGAUUUCGCAACUUCAAAGGGAAGGAAUUACCACCAGGGUCCUGAAUGGCUAUGGCCUCGCGGAUUCUUCUUGCGGGCACUAUUACAUUUCGAUCUCUUGCGGAGAAAGACGGUGCAUGGGCGUACAGAAACCUUUCAGCAGGUUACGAGACGGCUCAAAGGGUGUAAAAUUGCCCUCAAAGAGAGUCCAUGGAAGGGAUUGACGGAGUUGACGAAUAAGGAUGGGGCUUAUUGUGCGGAUUCGUCUCCUACUCAAGCUUGGUCUGCUGGAUGUCUACUUGAUGUGUAUUACGAUGCUUCCAAGGUAGCGUCGCAUUAA
This is a messenger RNA of Talaromyces marneffei, 4572 nucleotides long. RefSeq lists its product as uncharacterized. The transcript is spliced from 3 exons. The record is from RefSeq and is a predicted model, not a curated record. Bases 1 to 4572 code for a protein of 1523 amino acids. Gene Ontology annotation, molecular function: 4-alpha-glucanotransferase activity; amylo-alpha-1,6-glucosidase activity. Lineage: Eukaryota; Fungi; Ascomycota; Eurotiomycetes; Eurotiales; Trichocomaceae. Gene Ontology annotation, biological process: glycogen catabolic process; glycogen biosynthetic process.